Babesia ovata is the source of this 366-nucleotide messenger RNA. RefSeq names its product glutaredoxin. The transcript has 4 exons. Bases 1 to 366 code for a protein of 121 amino acids. Lineage: Eukaryota; Apicomplexa; Aconoidasida; Piroplasmida; Babesiidae. Gene Ontology annotation, cellular component: cytoplasm. Gene Ontology annotation, molecular function: glutathione disulfide oxidoreductase activity. Gene Ontology annotation, biological process: cellular response to oxidative stress. The record is from RefSeq and is a predicted model, not a curated record.
AUGGAUGAUCACCAGGUUGCCGCUUGGGUUGAGCAGCAGGCUCGCCAGAACAAGGUCGUCGUUUUCUCCAGGACCACCUGCCCCUACUGUGUAAAGGCCAACGGCAUUCUUAUGACCGAGGCUCCUUCGGACGUGACUGUGGUCCAGCUCGACGACCAUCCUGACCGCCCCGCAAUCAUGGAGUACUUCCGCAAUACCACCGGCGCAGCCACGGUACCUCGCGUAUUCAUCAACGGAAAGUUCUUCGGUGAUUGCAGCAAAACGGUUUGUGGAAUUAUUGCACUGCGUCAUGACGUUCAGGUUUCUGCUCAGCAGUCUGGUGAGCUACGCAAGGUGCUCCUUGAUGCCGGUUGCCACCUCGAAUAA